AUUUCCAAUGCAUUACAGCGCACCAACAUUACUUACAACGAUUAUUGAUCAAUAGUAACCGAGUUUUAUUCGAAAGCCAGUAAAGGCCUGACGCCGAUGGGCGUUUAUGAUGUUAAUGAGUAGGACGCCUCCCAUUACUUCAGUCUGUUUUUUUUUAGUCCCGAAGUGAAGACGGGGAGGUAAAGCUGCUCAUCGGAGGCUGGGAUCAAAUUGCAGCGUUGAGAGAAGCGGCAGCCCGGCCGGUUUGAUCCCGGGAAGCAUGUCCGGCUCGCACGCCGAACCGCCUCCUUCACACCAGCAGUAACAGGACUGUUAACGGUUCGGGGAAACGGAGAGCUGCGGCUCCUGAGCGAGGAGAAGCCGGUAGGCGCAUCAUUACGCGGAGGCCCUCGCUGCAAACCCAAAAGAAGAUGGCGGAGUUUUCCCCCGUCCUGCCGCUGCGCGAUGGAGCUUGUCGGCUGGGCCAGCCCCUGUUCCCCCGCUCCCGCUCCGGCUCCGGCUCGGAAUCGGACAGCGAGCUGUCCCAGAGCCUGGCCCGCACCAAGACCCGGUCGUACGGCAGCACCGCCAGCGUGACGGCGCCAUUGGGGGAGAAAUACGUCGAGCAUCGGGUAACACACAGCGAUACCCUGCAGGGCAUCGCACUCAAGUACGGCGUGACGAUGGAGCAGAUAAAGAGAGCCAACAAGCUCUUCAGCAAUGAUUGCAUGUUCUUACGGAAAACUCUGAAUAUUCCUGUGGCCUCCGAAAAAGCCACCUUCCUCAAUGGACUGACUUUAGAGUCACCAGACAGCGAGGGCAGCGACAACUGCCCGGCCCAGGGGCGACCUCACGUGGCCCCGGAUGCAGGGGACACCUCUUCCACCCCCUCCUCACCUACGCCCAGCCCUCAGGAGACACAGAACCGGCCCCUGCAGCCAGAGGAGCUCUCAGCCCAGGACUACUUACAAAGGCUGGACUUGCAAAUCAAAAUAUCGAAACAAGCGGCUCAGAAACUUAAAGAGGAAGACGACCGAAGUGAUGGACCUGAUGCUUCUGACCCGACGCCAUCUCAGGAGGAAAUAUGAGAAAGCGGAUUUAUUUUUGUUCUCGGAGAGUCGCUCGCCGACGCGAUGACAAUGACAUACCUGACACCAGUAUCUCAUCUUUUGCUUUUCUAUUUUUUUUUUACAUCCCUUUACUGAGGUACAAAAUAGGAUUUUAGCUCAUAUCCUUAUGUUUGCACUUUGACAUGUCGUCAGUUUGCCUCUGUUGUCGUUGCUGUUUGUUGCACCUCUGGGGUCUUUGCAUCGUAUGAAAGCUGUAUGUUUCUGACAUCGGCGUCACUGCAGUCGCUCUGCAGUGCGGAUGAUUUUAUUUCCUGCAGAGACACGGGAACGCCAAACAGGGAGAGGUAAUAGCACUUUAUUCUGGCUGUCAGUGUGUUUCAUUUAAAGCCUUUAAUGAUACAGUUGUCCUACAUAUAUACAGGUCUGUAGCCUUUCUUUGGUUCAUCAGUAGAAGUGGAUGAUUGGAAGCUGAAUCUUAUUUAUUUUGCUUGUUCAAAAUCUAUUUUCAAAAGGGACGACUUUAUUUUAAAGGUUGAAUGUGGUGUUAUUGUGUGACGAAUAUAUUUUAAAAUAUUCAGGUUUUAUUGUUUUAUUGUGCUUCUUCUUUUUGGGUGUCGAAAAAUAAAGUGUUUGAAGUCA
Molecule: messenger RNA, 1688 nt
Organism: Brienomyrus brachyistius
Lineage: Eukaryota; Metazoa; Chordata; Actinopteri; Osteoglossiformes; Mormyridae
Gene: lysmd2
Product: LysM, putative peptidoglycan-binding, domain containing 2
Exons: 3
Coding region: 411-1067 (218 amino acids)
Source: RefSeq, a predicted model, not a curated record